AUGGGUGAGAGCACAAAGAUUCAGAAGGGCAAGGCGUCAGCCAAACGCAAUAGCGAGGCACGCCGUGAACAGAACCGUCUUGCUAGCCGAAACUAUCGCGAAAAGCGGAAGCAGAAGCUCGCCCUUCUGAAUAAGCUUUUAGACCCUAGCAACCUUCCUAGCAUCACCGGUGACGGUAAUAUAGAUGAUGUUCCGGGCCCCAGUGGUUCGAGUGACAUCAGCCCUCCUCCAGCACCUCUGACUAGCCAUCUCAUAACAUUGGAUCUCAACACAUUCGAUGGCACUGAAACCUCUUCUGUGCCGCAAACCUGGGCGGAUUUUACCCAUGAGUCGGUUCCGACGAUCAUUCCUAACCAACUGGCACCGGAGUUUCCCCCAGUGCUUGACAAAGGCAACGCUCCCAACCUUGGAUCUCAUGAGCAAUGGGAAGCUGUCAUGCAUGGGCUUAUACAAAAAUCCCCAACGUUUACAGGCCAGUCCCCAGCAGACUGCAUAGGCUAUAGGGUCAUAGAAGAAGUCUUCGAGGAUAGUCCAGACUCUAGCCACAGAUGCUCUCAAGGAGCAUCGAGCAAUGACGAUAGUUCCUUGAAAGACGUCCUAUAUGGGGUAGAGAGACUCAGCAUUGAACAGAAACAAUAUCUUCUUCGUCACCUACAAAAGGAUACCUGGGAACCAAAAUCUCCAUCUCCUUCACAAAAGAUGCUACAUCAGACUCCUGGUCAAAUCCAAGCCAUCCUAUUUGCCAAAGCAUUGUUCAGGACAGCAAAUGCCAGACCAUCGCUUUUCCCAACGCAAUACACGAUGGAGCCGGGAAUAUUUGGUGCAAUAUUCGCAAACUGCUACGCUCUCGGUAUGGGGGGUGUAGACGAGAUACUCCACGAUGACGGUUGCAGUGUGUUCUCUGUCACGUCGGACGAAGGUCACCAUCCAUCAAAGUUGUCCUUUGUGAAGUCAAGAUUCUUGGAUGUAUCAUCUGAUCUUCAGCCGAUUGAGAAACAGUUAACGUUUGGUCAUCAUCCUUAUAUUGAUGUUAUUCCGUUCAAAACCUUCCGUGAGAACCUCAUCACCGUUCUCGACCAAGAUCCUAAUGCCAUUGAUGAAGGGGCCUUGUGCCAUGAUAUUCUUUCCGGCGGUUUCACAUGCUGGGGAGCUGGAAUGAACUCACGUGGCAUGGGUGCAGGUGUGCCAUGGGACUCACGUAGUUGGGAGCCCAGUAUAUGGUUUUUAAUGAAGUAUCGUGCUUUAGCAGGUGAGUGGGAUGGUGAGCUGUGGAAGAGUGUUCGGUGGUGGCAUAGUGCUCGAGGGGAGAGAAUACAAAUCUCGCAGGAAAUAAAUAUAGGCAGCGACAUGUUUCAGGGUACACCGAGGCGAUAG
Messenger RNA from Fusarium tjaetaba, 1374 nucleotides. RefSeq lists its product as uncharacterized. Gene Ontology annotation, molecular function: DNA-binding transcription factor activity. The record is from RefSeq and is a predicted model, not a curated record. Lineage: Eukaryota; Fungi; Ascomycota; Sordariomycetes; Hypocreales; Nectriaceae. Bases 1 to 1374 code for a protein of 457 amino acids. The transcript is spliced from 3 exons. Gene Ontology annotation, biological process: regulation of DNA-templated transcription.